AUGGUUGAACGUGCGAACCGCCCUUCUGCGCUAAAUGCGCCCGCUGCUACUGGUCCUAGUCCCCAGGUCGACAUUGUGGGAGAAGCCGGCAGCCAAAAGGUGGUUGCAAGACUGCCGUCUGGAGAGAGUGUUGAGGUGCUGCUCUAUGGAGCCACAGUCACCAGCUGGAAGAGCAAUGGCGGCCAAACUGAGAAUCUGUGGCUGAGCGAAGCUGCCGACUUGACGGGCAAGAAGCCAGUUAGGGGUGGAAUCCCCGUCGUGUUCCCGGUCUUCGGCCCACCACCCAAGGAAGGCCACCCCACGUCCACGCUUCCCCAGCACGGCUUCGCUCGUGGAUCACGAUGGGAGUUCAUGGGCAAGUCCACAGCCGAAGAUGCUCUCGACUCCAACUCUGUCAAGCUCGACUUUGGCCUUGAUCGCCAGGCACUCAGCGAAGAGUCGCGCAAGGCAUGGCCCCUCGACUUUGGCCUUGUAUACAGUGUCACAUUGAGCAAGGACAGCCUACAAGCUGUACUCACUGUGCGCAACGAGGGCGAGGAGAGCUUCGAGUUCCAAUUCCUGCUGCACACCUACUUCAAGAUUCAAGACAUUUCCAAGGUUGUGAUUACUGGCCUUGCCGGCACAGAGUACAUUGACAAGGUCCUCAACGCGUCGAUACACACGCAGAGCGAUAACCAGCUCAAGAUUACCGGCGAGGUCGACCGCGUCUACAAGGACAUCAAGCAGGACACGACGUCGAUUGUCGAAGACGGCAAGCCCCGCUUCGACGUCAUUCGCGACAACGUCAAGGAUACGGUCACAUGGAACCCGUGGAUUGAGAAGGCAAAGGCCAUGGGCGACUUCUCGCCCGAUGACGGCUACAAGAACAUGGUGUGUGUGGAGGUUGGCGCGGUGGAUGGCUGGCAAAAGCUGGAGAAGGGCGAGGUGUGGGAGGGCGGCAUGCUGCUCAAGAGCCACCUGUAA
Molecule: messenger RNA, 963 nt
Organism: Bipolaris zeicola 26-R-13
Lineage: Eukaryota; Fungi; Ascomycota; Dothideomycetes; Pleosporales; Pleosporaceae
Exons: 2
Coding region: 1-963 (320 amino acids)
Biological process (GO): carbohydrate metabolic process
Molecular function (GO): isomerase activity; carbohydrate binding
Source: RefSeq, a predicted model, not a curated record